Messenger RNA from Rhineura floridana, 9073 nucleotides. RefSeq names its product zinc finger protein 383-like. NCBI's taxonomy places the organism in Eukaryota, Metazoa, Chordata, Lepidosauria, Squamata, Rhineuridae. Gene Ontology annotation, cellular component: nucleus. Bases 355 to 2139 code for a protein of 594 amino acids. The transcript has 4 exons. The record is from RefSeq and is a predicted model, not a curated record.
GAAAAGAGAGAGACAUACAGAGAGAAUAUCAGAAAUCGUGGUGGUGGGAAAGGGCUGUCUCCCGUCCUCACGGUUUCCAACGUGCAAACAGAAGCAAGCUGCCUCCACGGCAAAUCGCAAACUGGGGGGGGUCCCCCUCCCAACCACAAAAGGCUGGGGCUCUUAUGCUGCGCCAAAACAGCCUUGAAUAAAGAUCCUGAGCCAGACAGAGACUUUCUCAUUGUUCGGAUCGGAAUCCUAGAGCAGCUUCCCCCACAACCUUCGGGAUUGGCAGAUCUUUCUUUUCUUUUUCUGCUCCUGGACCGGACGAAUCAGGAGCCAAUAACUUGCUAGGAGCUGGCUUGGGACCAGACCAUGGAGGAUGUGUUGCUAGUUACAGAUCCUAAUCAGAAGCCCGUUUACAGGGAAACUCACCAGGAGACCUGUGAAAGUCUAGUGGCACUGACAGGAUCUCCAAGUCCUAAACCCAAUGAAAUCUUCCUGGUGGAAGAAGAAGACGAAGAAGAUGAAGAAGAAGAAGAAGAAGAAGAAGAAGAAGAAGAAGAAGAAGAAGAAGAACCUUGCACCCCAGCACCUAUUAAUAGGGAGAAUACAAGAAGAGCCAAGUUAGCAGGUGAGGGAUUGGGCAGCGAGGAGGAGGAAGAGAGUGAAGAAGAAGAUGUUCAACAGCAGGAUAGUCCGGAGGUGGUGGAGCUGGAUGCCGGCAUGGUUCCUGGGAACUGUAAGAGCCUGCACUGGAGGGUGGUGCAGCAAGUUGGCGGUGGCAAGGUUUUGACAGCAGAGGGUCCGCCAAUCAUGGUUUUGCAGAAGGGCUACGAGUGUGAGGACUGUGGGAAGGUGUUCAGCUGCAGCUCGCACUACAGUAAGCACCGGCGUACACACACAGGUGAACGUCCCUUCCGCUGUGGAGACUGCGGCAAGAGCUUCAAUGUCAGCUCCAACCUUUACAGGCACCAGCGGGCCCACGCCAAUGCAAGUUCCAAAUCAGUCGCCCCCACACCCUCUCUAAUGCCUACCCGGGGAUUGCCCUAUCAGUGUGCUGAAUGCGGCCGGUGUUUCCGUCGCAACACAGAGCUGGUGACCCACCAGCGGCUUCACACUGGGCGCCUGCCCUUCCAGUGCAGUGACUGCGGCAAGAGCUUCUCUUGGAGCUCCCACUUUGCCCGGCACCUGAGGAUCCACACUGGCGAGAAGCCCUACCCAUGCAACGAGUGUGGCAAGCGCUUUAGCCGGAGCUCCCAUCUCUACCGGCAUCAGCGCACCCACGGCACCAAUGCAGCGGCCAAUGUCACCCGUGCCUACAUCUGCACCUAUUGUGGGCGUAGCUUCAGCACCACACUGCACUUCGACCAGCAUCAGCGCACCCACCGGGGCCGCAAGCCCUACAAAUGUACCCUUUGUGGCAAAGCCUUUGCAGAUGGGCUGGCUUUGGUGAAACACCAGCGCUUGCACUUGAUGGGGGGAGACCAGAAUCACCAGUGUUCUGAGUGUGGACAAACCUUUGGGGGACGGUCCCAGCUGGCCCGCCACCGCCGACUCCACGGCAGCAGUGACAAGCCCUACGGUUGCGGGGAGUGUGGACAAAGUUUCAGCACGCGCAGCCAGCUGGCUCAGCAUAGAAGACUUCACAUCUCAGCUGACAAGCCAUACCAUUGUGGAGAGUGCGGGCUCAGCUUCACUUGGAGCUCCCACUGGGAGCGGCAUCGGCGUAUCCACACAGGCGAGAGGCCCUACUCCUGUGGGGACUGCGGCAAGUGCUUUGGGCGUACCUCCCACCUGUACCGUCACCAGCGCACCCAUGCCGGGGGCCAGCCUCACAUCUGCCCGGACUGUGGCAAGAGCUUCAACAGCACUUUGCACUUCCAGCGUCACCAGCAUGCUCACCAUCUCGAUCCAGAUAGCGCUCAGCUACCUGGCUGCACCUGCAGGGACUGUGGCAAGCCCUGUGCCGAUGCCUCAUCUCUGCUCAAACACCAGUGUAUGCAUACGGGUGAGAGGCCGCAUCCCUGUCCCCAGUGUGGGCGCCGAUUCCAUGGCACCUCACACCUUUACCGCCACCUCCGCAGCCAUGCCCACCAGGCAGGGGAGACUAUGUUCAUGCCAGCCUCUACAAAGUGUAAGGAGAUUGCAUCGUGCUAAGAAGCUAGACAGGCCCAUCAUCCUCGAGAGCACUAGGCUUUGUCCUUUGUGCAGGGAGCCAUGCCUUUGCCUGGCAAACAUUCCAUGCUCCUGAAGAGAAUUUCCCUGGUGUUCAGGCCCAGUCCAAAGUCCAUUAGGGGGGCAUUUCUAUCCAAAUAUGUAUUUUGGCCCAAUUGUUGCAUUUUUAGUUCAUGAGGUACAAAGGCAGUAAAAUGACAUCAUAUUAGACCAGUUCAAACUGGCAAAAGGGCAGGCAAAGUUUCAGGUUUGACAUAUAUAUUCAUUUACAUCUGCACUAUAAAGCAGGACCAUGCCCCUUUGAACAGUCAUGGCUUCCCACAAAGAAUCCUGGGAAGUGUAGUUUGUUACAGGUGCUGAGAGACCCUUAUUCCCUUCACAGAGUUCCUAUUCCCAGAGUACUUUAACAAUUGACCCUUCUUCCCAGGGAACCCUGGGAACUGUAGUUCUGUGAGAGGAAUAGGGGUCUCUCCUAACAACUCUCAGCACCCUUCAUAAACUACAGUUCCCAGGAUUCUUUGGGGGAAGCCACGACUGUUUAAAGUGGUAUGAUACUGCUUUAGAUGUAAGGUGCAGAUGGGGCCUGAGAAAAUGUUUUUGUCACGCACAAAAACUUUCUCACUCCUGCGCUUACUUUACCUGGUACAUUUUCCCAUUUUGCAGCUCCUCUCCUUUGAGUCCAGGAUGGUAACUAUGGUCUCCUCAGUUCCUGAGGGCAGGCUGAGCACCUAUGGGGCCUGAUCUACAUGGCUGAGUAGCACACUAUUCUUGUGGAAGAGGAACGGGCUGUUGGAAAUGGUAUGAGGGCAUCCACAGAAGGGACCUAAGGAAACAGCCCCGUAGCCAAGAACAAAAGGAAGGAAAUUGUUCACCAGAAUAAGUUGUGGAAAUCACACAUGGCUUGCAUAAGUCUGCAAAACCAAUUCUGACCAUGUUUUGGAUUAUUCAACAUGUCUGUGGCAAGGAUUUGGAGGGGUUGGAGCAAGCCUAGCCAAAGUAGGGGGGGCAGCACAGGGACCACAGAAAACCAUGUAAGGCAGGAAUGGGAACCUGUGGCCUUCCAGGUAUUGUUGGACUUCAGCUCCCAUCAUUCCUGACCAUUGGCUAUGUUGGCUAGGGCUGAUGGGAGCUGGAGUCCAACAACACCUGGAAGCCCACAUGUUCCCCAGCCCUGGUGUAAACUAACUAGAGCCCCACUUCUGUGAUACAUAAUAUACAACAAGAAUGGCUAACCUGUGACAGAUGUGUUGGAUGCCAACUCCCAUCAGCCCCAGCCAGCAUGGCCAGUGGUCAGGGAUGAUGAGGUUGUAGUCCAACAACAUCUAGAGAGCCACAGGUUAGCCACUGUUGAUAUGCAGCCUAUCCAAGUCAUAUUUUCUCUAAUAAGCCGCCAAGGCUGGCCCAAGAUAUUUUGCUUCCUGCAGGUGGAAAAUCCAAAUGGCACCCCUCCCCACUCAAUAAUUAACAUGGGACACAAUCCACCAGGACGUUCUUCUGCUCCAGCCCUAUUGGCAUGAAAAGGAGUUUCCUCAAUUGCUCCUACUCACCCAAUGGAGCUUGUGCAGGAGAACAUUACUGGCGAGUUGUGGCAUCAGGUCUGUCCGUCUUCCACUCUGUCACCACUGACAGCACCCAGAGCCCACUGUCUGGGGUGCUGUCUCAUAGCAGGGGUUGUGAGCUGUUCGUUGCACCUCCCUUUUUCAUAAAAUUGCACUGACAUCACACCUGCUGCAACCAAUCAGCACUAUAGGGGCUAAAUGGACUGAAGCAUGGCUCAGUGGCUUAUACAGAAGUUGCCCAGGCCUAUCCAAAUGUUCUGGCUGCCUUAGUGUUGUGACACAGAGCCAUGUUGAAGAGGAAGGCAGGCAGCAUCAUAGCAGGAGAAGCUGAACCUACCCAGCGUGUCUCCACAACUAAAACUAAAACAGACAUAAAUUACAUGCCUGCCAUGUGUGAGAGAGUAACCCUAAGAAAAACUCAGCACAUGCCUCAACAUUUUUCAUUUCCAAACCAAAGAAAUGGGGGUAGCCUUAGUCUCUGACAUGUCCCCCACACAUGCUCUUCCUCCCUUUACAGAGAAAACAUUGAGAUUGUGGACAAAGAUUCAGGCUGGAUCUACACAUACACCAGAAUGAAAUGGUCAGUCCUGAGAUGCAGGAAGGACUGUAUCAUUUCACACUGAAAGUGUGGGAACCAUGGUGGGUUUUUUUUAUGUUCCCUUAUGGAGAACUCUUCCCGCAAGUAGAAAAGUAGCACAGCAGGAAAUGAACUGGGAGAGGACCAUUUGCCCUGAUGUGCUAGCAACUUUUAUUUGUAGGAAGCAUUCCCAUGAGAGAGGAUUCAAAAAUGGCAUCCCUCCAACUAAGUAGUACAAUCCGUUCUACCACCCUGUAGUGCUGCAUAUGUAGACCAGUUCUGAUAAAGGGAUCAAACUGGAUAGUGUCUGGGUAGGAUCUUUAUAGCCUAAAGAGCUCCCUCCCAUUUCCACUGUUCUACUUUAAUUUUAUUCUACGUCAAUACUUUAGGCUGCCUUUUAGGGCAUAGCCUUCCCAGGGUUAUAAUAAGAAAUAUUUGCCAUUUGCAGUAAUCAAACAUCAGCUUAAAAAAACACAGGCACACAGAACCAAAACGUUCCUGAAAAAUUGUCAUUCUCUGCUCCAUGAAUGUUCCAUGGAAGCAUUCUCUUUACUUCCUGCCUAGUCCUGCCAGUGGUUACUAGUUUGCAGGGGAAAUCUUAGCCUGUUGUAUUACUGACUGCCAUGCAGCCAUUCAAGAUUCAGAAGCAGUGGAGCCGUCAGGGCAGGAUGUUGGGGCAGGUGUCUAGGGAUCCACUCAGCAGAAUGAGCAGGUGGGCCCUCAAACGCAGCAGGGCUAGCUGAAGCAAGUGAGAUACUACAUGUUACCAGUGGAGACCGGUGGCUUCAAUGUCAGUGGGGCAGUGAAUCCAUUCCGGGUUUUAGUUUGAACAUUCAAGGAACUGUCCACUGACAUCAGAGCCACCAGUCUCCACUGCAUGUUACCAUCAAAAGAGUGGGACCCACAUAAGAUCAUUAAAUCUAGAGCAGUGGUUCCCAAACAUAUUUUUCUCCCACAGACCACUUGAAAAUUGGUGAUGAUCUUGGUGGACCACUUUAUGAUUUACUCUGCCUGUUGUAGCUAUUGUAAUGCACUGUGCCAGAUGCUGUAUGAUUUUUAAUUUCUUUUAUUUAUUGUAUAGUAUUUUACUAUAUUACAAUUUGCAGUCCAUAGAAUUCAAAUUGUAAUGCAACAAAAUAUGAUAAAAAUCAAUUUGACGAUUUAAUACAGACAUGCCAUGGACCACCUGGAUGAAGGUUGUGGACCACAGUUUGGGAAUUUCUGAUCUAGAGUAUACAAUCACCCAAUUGCGCCACUGUACAGGAACCCUGUGAAAAGCACAAGAUGGCUACUCUGUUCCCACCAGUACUCCUGUCCUUGCCACAGUGUCCCAGAUUCUGGAGCAGUUGCACGGUGGAGGGAGACCAACUUCAACUAUUGGUAUAUAUUAUGCAAAGUAAACAAUGCUCCCUGCAGAUUUCCUCAAUUUACAUUACACGCUCUGUAUCCAUAUGGGUUUACGUUUGCAUUAGCCAUUUAUCUAACCUGAGAUUUGCUCCUUUCACUUCUGUUCCAUAUUUUGAUCAAUGGGCUCAUUGGCAUUGCAAAAUGAAGUGAGUUGCAAAGCAGUUUCAGUAUCAAGGGACUCUGGAGACUGACAUUUUGUGGAGAUGCUGACCUCCUAAGUCCCCUUGAAGAACACCAGUGUCCAGGGGCUCUUGGGGAAUUCAUGCUAGCUUACCCAGUUUAAGUUUGUAGUACAGACAUGUCCUGUGUAAAAAGGGCAUUACACUACUGGAUAUAGACCCCAUCUACACUAUACAUUUAAAGUCAUACCAUGGCUUCCCCCAAGAAUCUUGGGAACUGUAGUUUGUUAAGGGUGCUGAGAAUUAGGAGACUCAUAUUCUCACAGAGUGACAAUUCCUAGAGUUUCCUGGGAAAAAAGAUUGAUUGUUAAACCACUCUGAGAACUGUCGCACUGUGAGGGGAUUAGGGGUCUCCCAACAACUCUCAGCACCCUUAACAAACUAGAGUCCCCAGGGUCCUUUGGGGGUAACCAUGACUGUUUAAAGUGGUGUGAUACUGUUUUAAAUGUAUAGUGCAGAUGAGGACAUAGGCACAUGCACCAGAACAUAGUGAGACUGCACUACACCACUUAAGACUGCAGGUGUAGCACCAAUUGGAAUGCUCUCCUACAUUAAAGAAAAUCCCCUGCAAAUAGAAAAUCAUCACAGCAGGUAAAAGGAGACUAGAAGCUUUCUCCCUGAUGUACUAGCUUUCCAUUUGCAAUGAAUAUUUUUAUCUGGGGGAGCAAUAACCCCCCCUUCAGCCUGACAUGGUAUAGUCCAUUUACAACCUCAUUCCAAUCUCUUUCUGAACCAUGGGUAGACUGCUCCAUUCGAUUGCAAUUCUGGGCAAACUUGAUCUGUACUAUCAUUGUGAACAUGUCACAAGUUGUGGGAUUUUUUGCUUGAUUUCAAGGCAGCUCUGUCUAUUCUCAUUAAAAUAUUGCAACCAUAGAUUUAUAAGACAUUUAGGACUAGCUUAUGCAAUCAGCAGAAAGUGGUAAAAAUAUUUUCAUGGACUGUACCCCUUCAGGCAACCAGUAAGGAGUUGCAUGUUUUUAUUCAUGCCUUGUCAUGAAAACAAGUCUCUAUACACAUAGAAAACUAGCACAUCAGGGGAAAGACUAGUCUGAACUCUUCUUCAUGGCAUGCUCAUUUUCUUUAUGCAUAGGUAUGUGAUCCAUCCUCUGCAGCUUCAAAUAAGUAAGAUCCAGCUUUACCUCUUGAUUUUGCCAAGUGUAUAAUUUUAGCCCAGCUUCCAUGGAAAGGAAGGUGGAAUAGAAAUAUAAAAAUGAAGAGAUGGUGUCUGAAGUGUCUGAAGUUGCCUUAAAUUGAGUCAGGUCAAGGAUCCAUCUUGCCCAGUCAUGUUUACUUUGACUGGCAGCAGCUCUACAGGAUCUUCCCAAACCCCAUUACCAGCAUCCUUUGAACAGGGAUUGCUAGUAAUCAAGCCUGGAGCCUUCUAAAUGGAAGCAUGUGUUCUUUGCCUUUGAACUAUAGUCCUGGACCGGGGCAUAUUUCAGUGCAACAUUAAGUCAAAUCUCUUGACUUUUGUUUUAAUGGACUUUGGAUUGAGCUGUGAGGGAGGUAAUAGAUUAGGUGGAUAGAUUAGAUAGCAGAGAAGUAGAUCAGAGUGGUAUCAUAUCAAGGAAUCAGAUGUUAUGUGAAGCUGGGCAAUUCCUUUAAUAGAUGGUUUGGGAUCUUUCCUCAAAUCCCCUAUAAGCAAUCUCACUGGAACAACUGGAGCAGAUUCCCAUCAUACCCCUUUGUAAAGUGGAAGCAGGCUGAUUGAAACAGCUUUGCAGUUCCAUCACUCUCAGUGCCUCGGAUCAGGUCUAGCAACUUGUAGCACUCAGUAGCCAGGCCAACAUAGCAGGAAUAACAAGGCAGGAAAAGUCCAUCUGCAAAACCGCCCUGGUCAUUUCCUGUAUGGGAUGACCUGAGACAAAGACCCCCUCUCACGAAAGACCCUAGACUGCUUUGAAUCAGUGGGUUCCCCCCCCUUCAUUGCCUGCAUUGCACAAUGAUUUCACUCUGUGGAUGUUCAGAACUUGUUUUUGAUGUCCCUGGGGAAUAUCUGCGGUCUCCCCAUCUCCUCUCGUACCCCUUCCCACCUUUUGUUGUUGUUGUGCUGCAACCUAUGUACAUCAGACUGACCAUAUUUUCCAGAAUGCCAUUUGCUAUCAGAGGUUUUCCAUGGUAAAAGAAACUCCAUCCAAGGACUCAAGAGUCAAUGUUUUAGGUGUGUUAAGAUUAUAUGUGGUGCCUAAGGAAGCAAAAGGCCAGUUUUAAAUACAUAGUUUUAUUGAUUUCAGUUUAAAACAGGCCAGAACAAAGCCCAGCCUGGCUUGCUCUGGUCCCUUUUAAUAGUGGCUUUAAAAAGCAGAACAUAGGAGGCUUCCAUAUACUGAGUCAGACCAUUGGUCCAUCUAGCUCAGUACUGUCUACACUGACUGGCAGCAGCUCUCCAGGAUUUCAGACUGUGAUGCCAAGGAUUGAACUGGAGACCUCUUGCAUUCAAAGCAGAUGCUCUAUCACUGAGCUAUCUAGCCCUUCUCCAAGGAACCAGCCAAGUGAAGCACUUUAUGGUAUGGUGUUAAAAUAGCAACAGCUAAUCAUAGAGUUGAAAAGGACUCUAGUCCAGUCUCUUGCCAAUGCAGGAAAUCCACUGAUGCACCAUCCCUAAUAGGUAGCCAUCCAGCCUCCUAACCACCACAGAUCAAACUGCUGUUAAAGGAACCACUACAGGGUUUGCUUCAAAAGUUGACAAUCCUAUUCACAGUGUCCAUCUUUAUUCCCAAGGAGCAAUUCUAGCACACUUGAGGUAAACCUCAGCCUAUCAUAAUCAUUCCAAGGAAGCAUCAACCCUGUCUCCCAAGAGCCCUGUCCAACAACUUCAAGAGAUGAACCAGGCUACAAAAGAUGCCAAAAAUUAGAACAGUUUUCCCUGAGGAGGACAUCUCUCAUGUGUAGAAGUUGUUCACCAACUGCAACCCCUCUCAGCAAACCUUUAGAUAAAACCAGUGUUGGUUUAGCAGAAAUUUGGUGGUCAGCUGUCCUGAAAGAUUGCUGCCUUUCUGAUUCAGAUGUGUCUGAAGUGAGCAGGAAUUUGUGUGUGCGUGUUGUGAAUAAAAUAGACUAGGGGAAUAAAAGUAAAUAAAUCUUGUUCUAUGUUCAGUGCUCUUUUUCUUCCCAGUCUUGUCUGGAAAUGAAGGAUGGGUGACCUUAUGGUUAAGACUCUGGGCUAGCUUUUUCUUUUCUUUUUUGACAGAACC